Molecule: messenger RNA, 525 nt
Organism: Prorocentrum cordatum
Lineage: Eukaryota; Dinophyceae; Prorocentrales; Prorocentraceae
Source: the annotation of a GenBank genome assembly
GCCACCGCUGUCCCCACCGGGUGCGGACACAUGUUCAGCUACUGGGAUUCUGUCGGCCCCGUCAGCUGUGACAUCGGAUGCUGGCGGGAAGUUGAUGAGAACUCGAGGUGCGGCGAAUCGGAUAAUUGUUGCCUCUGGUUCAUGGAUAGGGUCGCGGAGAUAUCGAACGCCCGCGAUGGGAAGGAGGCCAAGGAGGUCGUCGCGUCCGAUUCCAACGACCCAGAUGCAGUGAAGGACAUGAUCUGUGAGCAGGGCGGCGAGGAGAAGUGCGCCCUCGGCGACUGGAAUCAUGAAACCCAGAAAACCAGGCUGUAUUCCGUGAUGGACGGCCUGCCGUUGGCAGGGCAGCGGUCUCUCGCGAGCGUUGCGACGAUCGGCCUGGGAGCGAUCGGGGGAGCCGCGGCGCUCGCAGGUGCCGCGUUGGCCUUCAGGCGCUGUGGCGCCCCCUCCGCGCCGGUGGAUAUCUCCGCGAACGAGGCCGCAGGGGGGGGGCAGCGCGCCCCGAUCAUGGCCUCGCAGUCCUGA